This is a messenger RNA of Coccinella septempunctata (seven-spotted ladybird), 2297 nucleotides long. RefSeq names its product protein no-on-transient A-like. NCBI's taxonomy places the organism in Eukaryota, Metazoa, Arthropoda, Insecta, Coleoptera, Coccinellidae. The transcript is spliced from 2 exons. Gene Ontology annotation, cellular component: nucleus. The record is from RefSeq and is a predicted model, not a curated record. Gene Ontology annotation, biological process: regulation of DNA-templated transcription. Bases 116 to 1630 code for a protein of 504 amino acids. Gene Ontology annotation, molecular function: RNA binding.
AUUGGCGUCUGUUGUCCCCUCCAUCUUAUUUCAAGUUUGGCGUCUAGGUGUAAAUUGGUUAAAUUUUAAUAGCAUCGUUUUUGUCAUACUAUUUAAAGUUUUCAAAUUGAUUGAAAUGGCUACUCAAAAUCCUGAUACAACCGGAACUAAUGUUGAAAGUUCAACAGAAAAUGGAAACCCUGAUCAAAAUCCUGGUGGACAUCAAAGAACUGGUGGCAAUUUCAGACGCGGUGGCGGUGGUGGUGCUGGUAAAUUUGGUGGAAAAGGACGAUUCCAAAACCAAGGACAGAGACCUAGAAAUGAUGGUCCACAAGGUGGCCCCAAAAGAGAAUUUCGAGAUGGCAAUCAGCGAAAUUUUCAUAGAGAUGGUGAUCAUGCUAUGAAAACUCCCCAAGAUAAAAUGAUGGAGAAAUUGAAUCAAAUUUCUGGAUCUACCUUAGAUUUACCUCCGUUAGAUAUGACUGAAAAAAAAUUCUCUGGGAGAAAUCGACUAUAUGUUGGUAAUAUUGGAAACGAAGUUAGUGAAGAUGAUUUGAUUGAAUUCUUCAAACCUUACGGUGAAGUUGGCGAAGUAUUCGUCAAUAAAGAAAAGAAUUUUGGUUUUGUAAAAUUUGAUUUCCAUUCAAAUGCCGCGAAAGCAAAGAGAGAAUUGGAUGGUACUCCACUUAAAGGUAGAAAUUUAAGACUUCGUUUUGCCCCUGGAGGCACCGCCAUCAAGGUUAAAAAUUUGACUUCACAUGUUUCCAAUGAAUUACUCUAUCAUGCCUUCCAAAUAUUUGGUGAAAUUGAAAGAGCCACUAUCAUUAUUGAUGAUAGAGGAAAACAUACAGGAGAAGGUAUCGUUGAGUUUGUCAGAAAAGGUAGUGCUUUAGCAGCUAUUCGGGAGUGUAGAGAAAAUUGUUUUUUCUUAACUUCAUCUCUGAGACCUUGUAUCGUCGAGCCUUAUGAUGUUAUUGAGGAUAAUGAUGGUUUACCUGAUAAAUUGAUACCUAAGCGUAAUCCAGAAUUCCAGAAGCAGCGUGAGGUUGGUCCUAGGUUUGCUCAAGUUAGUAGUUUUGAACAUGAGUAUGGUAUGAGAUGGAAACAACUACAUGAGCUCUUCACUCAAAAGGAAGAAGCUUUAAAGAAGGAACUAGAAAUGGAGAAAGAAAAAUUAGAGGCUCAAAUGGAGUAUGCAAAAUAUGAACAUGAGACAGAAAUGCUUCGUGAGCAAUUGAGGGUGAGAGAAAUGGACAAGGAGAGGCAGAAACGUGAAUGGGAGAUGAAAGAAAGACAGGCCGAAGAACAGCGUCAGAGAACUGAAGAACAAAUGAGGAGACAGGAAGAACAAAUGCAAGCUCGAAUGAUACACCAAGAAGAAGAAUUGCGUAGACGUCAACAGGAGAAUAGUCUGUUUAUGCAGGCUCACCAACUUGAUAGCAUGUUGGAUGCUCAAGACUCUCAAUUCGGUAGCAAUUUGUUCUCAGGAAAUGCCGAUAACGAUAUCAAACCUAGUAUGAAUAAUUUCGAAAGAGAACGAUUUGGAGCUGAUAUGGGACGUAAUCCCGGUAAAACUGGUUCGCAAUCUAGGGGACACUGGGUAAAUGACAGUCGUAGGGAUGAUUAUCCAAUGAAAAGAAGACGCUUCUAAUUCACCACAUUAAAACAACUGCAUUCUUUUGUAAGCAGUUAUUUUAUUGAAUUCAUGGUUUUGAUUUAUGUGAUUUCUUUUUUAUCUGGGCUUUCAAGAUGCUUUCUUUUUCGUGAAUAAUUUCUUAUAACAGAUAAAAAGUAAUAUCUUCUCAUUACAAGCAAUAUCUUCUUCACCUCAUCCAAACAAAAUUUGAUAUUCAUUCAUAUUGUCCGACUUAAAACCUCAAUCAUGAGGUUUUGCUUCUGCUUUUUCUCUUAUAUGAAAUUACUUUUAUGUGGAGUACAUUUUAGGACACUGGUAUAUUCAAAAUAAUUUCUCAUGACAAUAUUUGUCGCAUUUAUCACCUCUGUUCACCAGUUUCACCAGAGCGGUAUAUUUAAUAUCUAUAGUAAAUCCUCAUUGUUUGUGUACUGAGUUUUUUUAUCUAUAAGGGUGUCUUGUGCUUACUCAGUCUGAAUCGAUUUAUGCUAUACAGGAAUCCAACAUCUAAGACAAGAUUCAAUUUUUUUUUUAGAUAUGGAUGUAAUUUUGAUUUGGAAGUAAUAGUUAUGAUAAAUGUUUUGUAUUUAUUCCCUUAGAACAAUAUACUGACAUUAAUGUUUGUGUGUCUAAAAAUUAGACAUUGUAUUCUUGAAAGAAAAUAAAAAUAGAUAAUCAAAAUAAA